AUAUUACUUGCUUCCUUUUAUAUACAUCUUCUGCUAUUCUCUCUCUCUAUUAACUCUAUUCUUCAGUCUUGAAUACUCUCAAGAUAAAACCCACUCUCACUCUCAGAAAAUAUAUUAGUCAUCACCAGAUAUAAUAGCUCUUCAUCCUUUUCUUGUCUUAUUUUUCUUUGUCUUUGUGGGGUUCCUUGUAUUAGAUCAUCUGGUUUCAGAGAACUUAUACACAGUAUUUUUCUCUAUCAAUAUGUGGGUUUCUGUUACUUGAAGCUUUGGUUGAAACUCAAGGAAGUUACUUAGGUAGAUAUCAAACGGAGUUUGUUCUUGUAUUUCAUUAUUAUUGACGUUGAAUAUAUAUAAGAAAGUUAAAGAAAUGGAAGGUUAUUCAACAAACGAGGAGAAAAAGCUCGAGUUAAGGCUUGGUCCGCCAAACGGAGACUGGUCUAAAGAAAAGGAUGAAACCCUUUUCCCUUUUGGUUACAAUAUCAGUACCAACAAUGGAAGCCAAGUUAAACAGCAGAAGUUUUCUUCAUUUCUUCAGCUUCAAUCAACACCACAGAAACAGAGUGUGAUGACACAGGAAUCAUUACAGACAGCUGGUUGUAUUAAAACAGUAAAUGAUGCAGAAAAGAAGGCAUUUUCACCAGCUACAAAAACAGGUCCUGUCCCCAACAGUGCUCAGAAAAGGACUGCACCAGCACCAGCACCAGUGGUGGGUUGGCCUCCAAUUCGUUCAUUUAGGAAGAAUAUUGCAAGUAGCAGCAGCUCUUUGAAACCUGUGACUGAGUCACAAAAUGUGGUCCCAAAUAAGAGUGAUGCCAACAAAAAACCAAUGGAAAUUUGUCAGAAAGGAUUAUUUGUUAAGAUCAAUAUGGAUGGUAUUCCUAUUGGAAGGAAAGUAGAUCUCAAAGCUUAUGACAGCUAUGAUAAACUCUCCUCUGCUGUUGAUGAACUCUUUAGAGGCCUUCUUGCAGCUCAAAGUGAUCAAUCUGGUGGUGGGAAAGAGAAGAAGGAAGAAGGAGAGAAAGCGAUAAGAGGAUUAUUGGACGGAAGUGGCGAAUAUACGCUUGUUUAUGAGGAUAAUGAAGGUGACAGAAUGCUUGUUGGGGAUGUUCCUUGGCAUAUGUUUGUGUCUACUGUGAAAAGGCUGCGUGUGUUGAAAAGCUCAGACCUCUCCACUCUUACUCGUGGAAAUAAGCAGAAUUAGCUGACCUAAUGAUUUGAUCUAACGCGCAAUCUUGAGAAUCACCGUAUCUAAGAAGAGAAUGACUUGUUUUGCAUGGAAUUGGAAAGUUUUUUAUUUUUAUUAUUGAAGUAGUAGAAGCAAAAAGUUUUAUGUAAAUUAUGAAUAUUUGCUGCUAAUAUUUGUGUUUGGAAGGCAAAAAAUGAAUAUUGCUUUCUUUUUGUAUCCAUAGGAUUAAGAGAUGCGUGCUACCUCUAGUUAAUUUCUGCAAUUUUAUAAAAUUAAAUGUAAACCGUUCGUUCUCUCCCUUGAGGAUUAGCACUAAAUUAGCAGCAAACUAUUAACCUUGA
This is a messenger RNA of Nicotiana attenuata, 1527 nucleotides long. Its product is annotated as auxin-responsive protein IAA26-like. Gene Ontology annotation, molecular function: protein binding. Gene Ontology annotation, cellular component: nucleus. Bases 368 to 1201 code for a protein of 277 amino acids. NCBI's taxonomy places the organism in Eukaryota, Viridiplantae, Streptophyta, Magnoliopsida, Solanales, Solanaceae. The transcript is spliced from 6 exons. The record is from RefSeq and is a predicted model, not a curated record. Gene Ontology annotation, biological process: regulation of DNA-templated transcription.